AUGCAGGGUACGCAACGACUAAUGAAAGGGUCAUUGAGGUACUUUCACAGUACUGUGAGACCAUUGAGACAACAGCAGUUCAUAAAUGCCAACUACCAAAGGCUACGUGAUCAUUAUGAUGUCCCUAAGUACCCAAUUGUGUUGUGCCAUGGAUUUUCAGGGUUCGAUAAGUUGACAUUGCUAGCCAAGCCUGACCUUGCUAUAGGAGAAGCUGUGAGCUCGGCAAAGGAAGCAAUCAAGGAUGAUAAACAAAAGGCGGAUGAUGCAAAACGACUGCUUCUCGAAUUGGAGUAUUGGGUUGGAAUUAAAGAAGCAUUGCAGAAAUUAGGCUCGACAGUGUUUAUCGCAAAAGUGCCAGCCUUUGGUGACAUUGAGAGCAGGGCUCGCAGUUUGGACAGAUUCAUAACCAAGCAGUGCAAAAUUCUACGGAAAAGCGAGUCAAAGUCGACAAUCUACACCGAUAACCGACACAAGAAUCAUGACACAUUUGCAGAAGAAGGCAAACCUAUCAAAGUGAAUCUCAUCAGCCAUUCAAUGGGAGGCUUGGACUCCCGGUAUCUCAUAUCAAAGAUUCAUAGAAAUGACAAUAUUUACAAAGUGGUCUCACUUACCACGAUAUCCACUCCACAUCAUGGAUCCGAGUGUGCUGAUUUUCUCGUUGAUCUCGUUGGUAAGAAUCCAUUAUUGAAGCAAAUAUGUCCUAAAUCAGUAUAUGAACUCACAACAGAAUCCAUGGCGAAGUUUAACAAGAGUGUGCCGGACGAUCCCAAUGUCCAAUAUUUCUCCUUUGGAGCAAAAUUCAAUCCUCGUUGGUACAAUUUGUUCAAUUUGACGUGGCAGAUUAUGAACUAUGAGAUUGCUAAAGAAAAUCCACAAGGCCAAAGCUCUACAAAUGAGUCCCACUUUGCAAAUGAUGGGCUAGUAAGUGUCGACAGUGCAAAAUGGGGUACAUAUAUUGGCACUUUGGAUCAAGUCGAUCAUUUGGACCUCAUAAAUUGGACAAACCGAGCACGUAGUUUCUACGACAAAAUAAUGUGGGCAAGAGAUCCACCGUUUGAUCCAAUCGCCUUGUAUUUAGAUAUCGCAGACAAGUUAGCAAAAAGAGGACUCUAA
Lodderomyces theae is the source of this 1113-nucleotide messenger RNA. RefSeq names its product triglyceride lipase. Gene Ontology annotation, molecular function: triacylglycerol lipase activity. The transcript has a single exon. Bases 1 to 1113 code for a protein of 370 amino acids. The record is from RefSeq and is a predicted model, not a curated record. Lineage: Eukaryota; Fungi; Ascomycota; Pichiomycetes; Serinales; Debaryomycetaceae.